Messenger RNA from Oncorhynchus nerka (sockeye salmon), 1833 nucleotides. Its product is annotated as voltage-dependent T-type calcium channel subunit alpha-1H-like. The record is from RefSeq and is a predicted model, not a curated record. Lineage: Eukaryota; Metazoa; Chordata; Actinopteri; Salmoniformes; Salmonidae. Gene Ontology annotation, molecular function: low voltage-gated calcium channel activity; voltage-gated sodium channel activity. Gene Ontology annotation, biological process: positive regulation of calcium ion-dependent exocytosis; membrane depolarization during action potential; calcium ion import. Gene Ontology annotation, cellular component: plasma membrane; voltage-gated calcium channel complex; voltage-gated sodium channel complex. The annotation marks the transcript as partial. The transcript has 11 exons.
ACUCCUGUCUCCACGUGGUUUGAGCGUGUCUCCAUGCUGGCUAUUCUUCUGAACUGUGUGACGUUGGGAAUGUUCCAGCCCUGUGACGACGUUCACUGUCUCAACAACCGCUGCUCUUUCCUACAGGCUCUGGAUGACGGUAUCUUUGUGUUCUUUGCGGUGGAGAUGCUGGUGAAGAUGGUGGCUCUGGGUGUUCUAGGUCAGAAGGGUUACCUUGGCGACACCUGGAACAGACUGGACUUCUUCAUCGUUAUCAUCGGGAUGUUGGAGUAUUCUCUAGACGGACACAACGUCAGCCUAUCAGCCAUCAGGACUGUCAGGGUGCUCCGCCCACUACGAGCCAUCAACAGAGUACCCAGUAUGCGUAUCCUGGUGACUCUGCUCCUAGACACUCUCCCCAUGCUGGGGAACGUUCUGGCACUCUGUUUCUUCGUCUUCUUCAUCUUCGGCAUCGUGGGCGUGCAGCUGUGGGCGGGGCUACUGAGGAACAGGUGCUUCAUGGGAGAAGACUUCAAAACGAUAUACAACGUCUCCUUCCUGACUGUGUACUAUCGUCCCGAGGAGACGGAGGACAUCCCUUUUAUCUGCUCAACCAAUCGGGAGAACGGAAUGCUGCGGUGUUCCGACGUUCGCGCGCCGAGUGGAAGGGUCCUGGUGCAUGCUGGGGGCAGAAGGGGCGGGUGUGUGAACUGGUACCAGUAUUAUAAUGUCUGUCGGGCUGGGGAGCGAAACCCCCAUAAAGGAGCCAUCAACUUUGACAACAUCGGAUACGCCUGGAUCGCUAUCUUUCAGGUGAUAACUCUGGAAGGCUGGGUGGACAUCAUGUACUAUGUAAUGGAUGCUCACUCCUUCUACAACUUCAUCUACUUUAUAUUCCUCAUCAUCGUGGGCUCGUUCUUCAUGCUGAACCUGUGCCUGGUCGUCAUAGCGACCCAGUUCUCAGAGACAAAGCAACGCGAGAACGCCCUGAUGAGGUCGGAGCAGCGUGCCCGUUACCUCAGCAACGCCUCCACUCUGGCUUCCUAUCAGGAGCCGGGGUCCUGCUACGAGGAGAUACUGCGCUACAUCGGACACCUGUACCGUAAACUGACCCGCAGAGUCGCCCGGGCCGUCACACACUGCUCUACGCACACACCUCGCUGUACUUGUUGGGACACACACACACCAACACACACCCAAAGGAGAGGUGAACGGAAUGGCCAAUCGGCAUUGGGACACACCCAUGGCGUCUUCCACCUUCGUCCUCCUCCUCUUCCUCGUCCGCCUAACUGCGUGGGGGUGGAGAUGAGUAACGGGGGAGUAGGGAGGAAGGGCAGGGAGUUAAACUACCCCUCUAUCUACCCCCACGACCUUUACGACCUGACCCCCGACCCCAGCUACAUGACCUCCAGGGGGAGGGGCCACACCGUCACACUGGUGUUAGAGCCCAAUAAGAAGGCAGAGCACAGGGAGUCGUUGCCGUGCCCCUACUGCGUCCACGACGACCAGCUUUGUGACAACGACCGCGCCGAUUUUGAACCUAGCGACCGGCGCCAUGGCAACCUGAGCCCUCGCCGCGGUAACAGCCUUCGGCGUGUAGAUGGACAGGCCUUGAGGCCAAUCAGAGUCCUAGUUGGGUGGUGGGCGGAGCUACAGGCCAGGUUGGAGCAUCCCCAGGAGCUGACUGACAUCCUAGAGAUCAGUAAUCUAGUGUUCACCAGUCUCUUCAGUCUGGAGAUGCUGCUGAAGCUGCUGUCCUUCGGACUCUUCGGCUAUAUCAAGAACCCGUACAACGGCUUUGACCCGUCAUCGUCAUCAUCAGGUUUGUGUCCGUGUUUCCAUGAACAUUUUUAA